AUGAUGACAAUUCAUCCCCAACAAGUGCCUAAAGAAAGAGUGCUUGAUUUUGACUGUAGUCAACGCCAUCCAGGUGAUACAGAACCUCACAUCACCAUCGACGACUUUGGCACCUUGGAGACCUUAGAAGACGCACUGCUCCAGCUCCGCAAACAGCCAAUCACGGCAUCCCUUCUCGAGUACUCUGAACUUUGGACCCUGGGUCCGGAUGAAAUUUACCGCGGCCCUACAAAGGAGGGUUCAGGUUUAAUCGGUCAACACGGAGUCGAGAUUGUCGACAUCCAGCUUCACGGAGAUAAUGAAGUCGUUGCUCUCUGCAAAUCGAGCAACGGCACAAAAUUCGGCCGUCUGGGAUACUUCCGAGUCUCACUAUGUACUCGCUACAUGAUCGUUGGCAUUGAUGAUGAUACAGAGGAUAUUAUACCAACGGAAACUCCGCAGCCCUUGCUCUUCAAUUUCAUCUACCCGAUCAUAGAUAUUCCAAAGCCCGAAGGCGAAGGCAAAGCUGAAGGCGAAGGCGAAGGUGAAGGUGAAGGUGAAGGUGAAGGUGAAGGUGAAGGUGAAGGUGAAGGUGAAGGUGAAGGCGAAGCUGAAGGCGAAGGCAAGCCUGAGCCUGAGCCUGAGCCUGAGCCUGAGCCUGAGCCUGAACCUGAACCCACACACAAGAGGAAGCGUCAUAACUCAGGAAGAAGAGGGCCGUCCCAUGACCAUGGAGAUAAGAAGAAGAAGCAGAGAAGUGGCUGAGAAGAAGAAGCUGGAUUUUGGAGCUGUGUGAGAGAGUGAGAGCUUUUUUUUUUUUUUUUUUGGAUUAUCCUGAAAAUAACAAACAUCUUUGAUUUCGGGAACUUAUAUCUGUGUGAGUCAUUUACAAGACUUAGUAACUCAUCUCUCCUCGGUUAGUAAUAUGUUUUCUAAAAUUGAUACUUUAUAAAUCUAUUUAAAUUUAGAAUUUGAAAAAGAAAAGAAAAAUACUAUCAGAUACUGUUUUACAUUUCUUUUGUUUAGCUAUGUACUCUCUUGGGUAUUUUAACUUUAUACUUUGUGAUC
Raphanus sativus (radish) is the source of this 1047-nucleotide messenger RNA. RefSeq lists its product as uncharacterized. The record is from RefSeq and is a predicted model, not a curated record. NCBI's taxonomy places the organism in Eukaryota, Viridiplantae, Streptophyta, Magnoliopsida, Brassicales, Brassicaceae. The transcript is spliced from 3 exons. Bases 1 to 744 code for a protein of 247 amino acids.